Acaulospora colombiana is the source of this 480-nucleotide messenger RNA. The record is from the annotation of a GenBank genome assembly. Lineage: Eukaryota; Fungi; Glomeromycota; Glomeromycetes; Diversisporales; Acaulosporaceae.
AUGACAGAUAUUACGGCGUCAGCAAUUGAUAAGACCAACCCACCUACGACCACCAAAUCCCAUUCGCCUCAAGGAACAGAAAUUUAUCCGGAGACCGAGACGCAGCGUAUCGAACGCAUAAAGAAAUUGUUUGAUGAAUUUGAUUAUGAGAAGACCGGUGUGCUGGCUCGAAAUAACAUUCAGAGGGGACUCAAGAAAUUUCGAAAUCAUCCGGCCCGAAAGAAGUAUGCCUCUGAACUGUUGAAAAGAUGUGACACUUCUGCGGACGGGGUGGUGGACUUUGCAGAAUUUAAAGCUUUCGUGGAGGAAAAGGAAAAAGAAUUGUGGAGGCUAUUUGUGCAAAUCGACCGCUCUCAUGACAUGCGAUUACAGCCCGAGGAAUUGGAGGUCGCUCUGAAAAAAGCUGGUGAGAUGAUUCAAGUCGAGUGCAUCGCUGAUUCGUUGGUUGGGUUAACUGACCGUUCACUCACUGAUUCCUAG